AUGGAUGCAACCGCCACGGUGUAUGACGUGCUGCAGCAGAACUGCUUGCCACGGGGCCUCCUCCCACAAGGUGUGCAGUCCUACACGCUUGGUGAUGGAGGCGCAUUGGAGGUGACCCUCCCGGGAGAGUGCAACUUUUUUGUCACAGCCGAUGGCAAACAGUUCAAGUUUCGAUACGGCCACACUGUCACAGGCAUCAUCGAACCUGGAUCUAUCAGCAGUAUAAACGGCGUGAGGAUGCAGGUGGCCUUUGAGUGGCUGGGUAUCAACCAGGUCAAUCGCGUAGGCAACCAGCUCAACAUCCAGCUCCAGAACUCCACUCAGCCGUUCCCUAUCAGCGCCUUCACACACAGCGCCAGCUGCAACUGA
Molecule: messenger RNA, 369 nt
Organism: Panicum virgatum (switchgrass)
Lineage: Eukaryota; Viridiplantae; Streptophyta; Magnoliopsida; Poales; Poaceae
Exons: 1
Coding region: 1-369 (122 amino acids)
Source: RefSeq, a predicted model, not a curated record